AUGGCUCACGAGUUCAUCGACCUUAAAGGAUUUUUGUUUUUGGUAUUAAUUACAAUACCACAAACGUUAUCAACGAAUAUAGACUGUGGCGGCAAACCUUUCCACUGUCUUAACACCACUCAUUUCAUGAUAUGUGUGGACUUAGGCGGCGGAGUGUCGUCCACUAUUGACGAUUUCAUCAUACCGUGUCCUCCGACAACAGUAUGUGAGAAAAAUAAUCGAUUUGAAUGCGAAUUUCCCAAAAUUGAAGCGUUCACUGCAGACCUCAAUGUUAUUGGUGUUUCUAAUGGAUACGAUAAAAGUGCGAAUGACAAAACAAUACCACCAGAUAAAAGGACUACCGUAUUGCCAUUGCCAGAAAAAGCAACCGUGACAGAAUUGCCCACGAAAGAUAAAUCAAUGUCCAGUUUUAAUAGUGAAAUAUUAGAACAUUUGAAAGACGAAUUUACAGGGGGCAAUGAAAAGUUUUUUGAUGAAGAUAUUAUUCCACUAUAUAGCGUAGUAAGUUUAACAAAUAAAACUGAUGAAACAAGUUUUGUUAGUCCUGACAUAGAAAAAUUAAUUACUACAACUGAUAAAUAUUCUCACACCAGUGCGAAUACCUCAACUAAUGGGGUAGUGAGUGCUUCUCGAACAGAUAUACCGACAUUAAAAGAUAAUAAAAAUGAUACUGAUGAAACAAGUUUUGUUAGUCCUAACAAAGAAAAAUUAAAUAGCAUAACUGAUAAAUAUCCUCACACCAAUGCGAAUACCUCAACUAAUGGGGUAGUGAGUGCUUCUCGAACAGAUAUACCGACAUUAAAAAAUGAAGAAAAAAAUACUGAUGAAACUAGUUUUGUUAGUCCUGACAUAGAAAAAAUAAUUACCACAACUGAUAAAUAUCCUCACACCAAUGCGAAUGCCUCAAUUAAUGGAGUAGUGAGUGCUUCUCGAACAGAUAUACCGACAUUUAAAGAUAAUAAAAAUAAUACUGAUGAAACAAGUUUUGUUAGUUCUGACAUAGAACAAUUAGUUACCACAACUGAUGAAUAUCCUCACACCAAUGCGAAUAGCUCAACUAAUACCCCAUUAGUAACCGCUUCAAGAACAGAUAUACCGACAUUAAAAGAUAAUAUCACUUAUACUGAAGAAUCCAAAACUGGAAAUAAUUAUAACACUGGCAAUAAAUUUAACACCACAAAAAAAAUUGGUCAGUCGUAUGUUAAUGAACUAAACCAAACUAUAGAUAAGUUUAUCGGGCUAGCAGAGUUGACUAAUUCACUGCCAAACUCGACAGUCAGUAUUAGAAGAAUCUAUAAUAUAAAUCUGGAUCCUGACAAUUCAUCAUAUAUUUAUCAAUCACAAAAUCUUGAUUUACAGAAGAAAAUAUUUAAAACGGUUCCUAUAUCAAGAAACGUUAAUCAUCUGACAACCGAUACACUUAGCACAUCUGAAAAAGUUGUUUCAAUUAGCUCUAAAUAUAAUGCUACCGAUAUUGUUGAUAAUCAAACUGCAAUUAUUGGACUUACUUUAAACCCAAAUACCACAGCCACAAAUUACAGCGUAGAACCUGAAACUGAAACUGAAAAAUUAAGAACAGAUUACGCAUAUAGCCCUAUACUUAAGUCAGUUACAGCCAAUUCGAUAGGAAUAACUACAAGGAAUAUGACUUCGAACACUUCUGGUAAAGAUCUUCCGAAAUUAAAAGAGACCGAUACUUCUACUAAAGCAUUAAUAAUUAUAAAUGAACUUUAUAAUAGCAACAAACGUAAUACAACUAAUAAAAUAGAUCAGAAUAAUAUUAAUAGUUUAAACCGAACUUUAGAUAAUUUCAUCAUAAAGUCGGAUUCAACAACAUCACAGGAUCUUUUUAAUGUAUCAGGCAAACUGGAAUUACAGCAAAAGGUGCAUAAUCCAGAUCUUAUUCCAGUGACAGAUAGUGAAAUGAUAUUUGAUGCACUUACCACAACUGAACCAGGGUUAGUAACAAGCCCUAAAUAUAAUGGUAACGACAACGUUGAUUACGUCAUUGUAUCUGAGGCCGUGGUAAGGAAUUCACUACCUGUGAAAACCAAUAGCACAGUUUCGAACUAUAUAGUAAAGUCUGUUUCUGAAGUAUUAAAAAAUGAUGACGAACAUAAAGAUGUAUUAAAGCCAGUUACUGCGAGUCCCGCGGAAAAAAGUACAGCAUAUUCUAUUUUGAGUUUUAAUUCAGGAACAACAAAUUCAAACCUAAUAUUUGCUGAAGUUACGAAUAUUAAUCGUACUUUUUAUUCCUCUGAUAAACAUGAAACACUACAAGAUGUCGUCACUACCAAUCUAUCAAUUAAGCCUGUAAAACAAUCGGUUUUAGAAAGUCUUUCUACAAAUGAUUCAAAUAGUACAAUGCAGGAUUCAAAUGGAUUAACAUUCAAAAUGAAGAAACCUCAUACAUUAGUAAACGAUGUUAACAAAAUAGGGUUUAGAAGUAAUAUAGAAAUAAAAAGCAAAGAAAAUGUUACAAUUUUGAAUGAAGGAAAAAUUAAAGUUGGUAUUAAUAAAACUAAAGAAGACUAUUUUCCAACAAAGGGUAAUAUAGACCAAAUGAUUAUUCAUAACAUGAAGCCUACUGCGUUUCAAACAACUUUACUUAAUAACAAUCAAACAUCAGCAACAGAAUCACCAAUCACAAGCAUGGACGAGCAAAUAAUUUCUACUGGCGACAAUUACACACAUAACUUAAAUUUGUUUGUUGAGACUAAAGUUCAAAGUGUUCCACUACAAGAAUCAAUAUCAUACUAUACACAAACAAUUGAAAAACCAAAAACAAUUGCUUCACCAUUGGUAAAUCAUUUGACUACCUUUGACGAAAUUUCUUUGGGCAUAGAACCUACUACAACUAUUGACUUUAUACAACAGCAAUCAAACCAUACGGUCACGAUACAUAAUGUAUCGAUAGAUUUAGAGGUAGAAUCUAGUUCAUCACUUCCUACAAUAAAAUCGAUUAAUAUUAAUGUAACAAACAAAGCUACACAAAAUACAACACCUGUACUACAAUCUGAAGCUGUAACAUAUACUGCUGAUAACAGCAAUCAUCAAGAUACCAUUUUUGGGAAAGGAAGUAAUAUUUCUAGUGCUACUGCAGAAAUAAAUAAAACUCUAAAAACAGUAGAAAGCAAUGAUACCCAUUACCAGUCAGUACCAGUCAGUAAUGAAUACCCAUUACCUACACCUAAUAAUACUGCUGCUUCAGAACAGGUUAGCAAUUUAAGGAAAUUACUAAAUAGUGUUAAUCUGACACUUCUCAUAGGACAAAAAGACGAUGUAACUUUGUUACCAUUAGAAAGUAUGACUGAAAAUGUAGAAGUACAUAAACAAAAUAUCACAAAUAUUAUGGAAACGACUACGGAACUAGAUGGCACGAGACGAUACCCACUAAUAACUGAAAGUGUAACAGAGAGUAUUUAUUCAGCAAAUAUGAGCGCAACAACUCCAUCUAGGAAUGACAUAGUAGUAAGCACUCAACCUGUGAUGGAAUAUACAAAAGACGAGAGUACUUUAAACGAAAAAGAAGGCAAUACAAUCACUCCAAAAAGUGAACUUUAUGCAGGAUUACUUAAUAGCUCUGCAAACUCAUUGUUUCAUGCUUUAAGUAAAACGAAUGAAUCAAAUCGCGCACCGACAACAUUAGUAACGGAUGUGAGCCAAGAUAUUCAUUUGUCACUUAAUAAUGAAGGUAAAACAAAGAACAACAUUACUACAGCUACUGUUAUAGAUAUUAUAGAAUUAGACACAGGCUUUGGUGAAAGUAAAUUGCUGACAUCAAAUGCUACGACCAAAAAGCCGCCAACACCAGAUGUAACUCAAAGUACUCAGGAAGCAAUCACUCAUGAGUUAGAUAGUAUAUCAGCUUUGCGCCCACCAGUGGUAUUAACAGACAAAAAGCAGCCAAAUAUUGUGGUAAAUUACAUUUUGUCCAGUACUAUGGGAUCAAUUGGUCAGUACAAUAAGGACGAAUUGGUUAAGGUUGCGAAGCAAACUGUAAACUCAAAUUUAGCAAAUAGUACUGAGCAAAUAGUGAUUAAUGAUUUAGAUAGUAUAUCGACAGUACCGACGCCAAAUGAAAAAGGUCCGGUUAAAAAGCAACCAAGUAUUUUAGUAAACCGAAGUUUGCUGAGUACUAUGGCAUCAAUUAGUCAGCCUGAUUCGGACGAUUCAGGUAAAGAUAAAACGCGUAUAGAGAACUCCGACGUAACACAAAAUACUAGGAUCUUUUUGGCUAUUGAUUCAGACCGUACAGCUACAUUAUCAUCAUCACAUGAAUCUACUGCCAAGAAGGAACCAAAUAUUACAGUAAAACGAAUUUUACUCAGUAAUAUGACAGCAAUUACUCAACCUAAUAUAGACAAUUUAGGUAAUCUUGAAACGCCAAUUGGGAACCUAAAUAUAUCGGAAAGUACUCGGCAAACAGUUGCUAAUAAUUUAGAUAGUACAUCGCUGUUAUUGACGCCAAGUGAGUAUAUGACUCAAAAGAAGUCAAAUACUACAGUAAAUGGAAUUUUGCCCAGUACUAGUCUGCUUAAUACAGACGGAUUAGAUAAAGUUCGAAUACAAGUUGAGAGCUCCAAUAUAACACAAACUACUCGGCAAACAGUUGAUAGUAAUUUUCACAGUACAUCGAUAUUGCUACCGUCAAAGGAAUCUUUUGCUGAAAAGCAGCAAAAUAAAUCAGUAAAUGUAAUUGCGCUAAAUACUUUGGCACCAAUUAGUAAGAAUAAUACUGACGACAUAGUUAAAUUUGGAACGCAAAUUGUGAGCUCAAAAGUAACACGAAAUACUCAGCAAAUAAUUGGUAAUGAUUUCGGCAAAGCAAGUUUUAAUGUUGUAACAGAACCAGCUGCAGUGGUAGAAACUAUUAAUGAUCCUCACAACAUUGUCGGACGACCUAUUCUCAGUGAUAUGAUUUUGAGCGACAUUAUAUGUAUGAAUGAAACAACUAAUUUAAAGAGUUCAAAUCAAUUAAAUAUCGGAAUGCCAAAUAAAAUAACAGAGAAAGCCACUCUUUAUGAGAAAUUACAAAAUACUACUGUACCUCGUAAUGCAUCUAAUGAUUUAAACAAGAGAGAAGAUUUAAAUGUUGAAUUAGUAAAGGGCACUUUCAUAGACAGACAAAUAAAUAUUGAACUAUCAGGAAGCACAAAAGAUAAUGAAACAAGCGAAGAAAAAUAUGAAUCAUUAACAGCUUACAACAAAAUUGCUACUCUAGUAGAUGUGACAUCGCCAAGUUCUCCUGUUAAUAAUAAAUCUGUAAACAACGCAGGAUAUUCUCGUAGUGCAAUGGAUUUAGGACGUCCGGGAUAUAUGUCAAAUAUUUUUUCUGAUCUGACACAAAAUAGCACCUUGCUAAAUAAAAUGGAAUACAUUUACAAUUCCACAAACAACACAGAAGCUAAAGUAAAAAAAUUAACAGGGGACAACAUUCUUUCUUAUCAAAACAUUAAACAACUUUAUGGCUCUGCAGUAUCCCAAAAUAGUAAUAUAAAUAUCAGUUAUACAUCGACUAAUCAAAUGAGCAAUAAAUCAAAGUUGAUCACUGUGAUGCAUCUUCUAGCAUCUGCUAAUGCUAAUAAUCCUCCAACAACUAUAAAUUCCAACAAAGAAAAAAACCCUACAUUUACUGUGGAUUGCCUAAAACUACCACGAGGUAAAUACGCCGAUAAUAAAGAUUGUCGCAAGUUUUACAUUUGCAUAGGUAAAGUCCAACCCAUUGUAGGCACAUGUCCUAAUAAUACAGUAUUCAGCGAAAUCAAUAAGCAUUGUACAAAAAAUCUAUCACAUUGUGUGAGGAACAAUCAGUUUCACUGUUUGUAUGAAGGACGAUUCAGUGACUUCUUGAGAGAUAACAUAUAUUAUAUCUGUGUUAAAAAUAACUUAAAUGGUUUCCUUAGAUACAAAUUACAAUGUCAGAAUGGAUUUCAUCUAAAUAAGGCCAUAGCGAAAUGUGAAAAAAAUGACAUAUGGAACCAAUCAGACACUUCUGUAAGUAAUUCUAGUAAUGUCAGUAAUGAUCGAAAUAGAUCUGUAUCAAAUUCUGAAACAAGUGAAAGCCCUGAAUACGGUGAAUUUGAUUGUAAAAAAGAGGGAAAGUUGCCGUAUCCAAAGAAUUUUAGAAAAUAUUACGUAUGUACAAAAAAUAGUAAAAAUGAAUAUCGCCGAAUGGUUAAAAGUUGUUCUUCAGAGGAGAUUUACGACAAGAAAAAGAAAAAGUGUGUAUCUUCUGAUAGCAAUGAAAGCUAA
This is a messenger RNA of Arctia plantaginis, 6255 nucleotides long. The record is from the annotation of a GenBank genome assembly. Lineage: Eukaryota; Metazoa; Arthropoda; Insecta; Lepidoptera; Erebidae.